AUGAACUCGACCCUGAGGAGUAUCGCGGCGUCGUUUGGCGUGACGGAAUGCACCUCGGACACAUUGGUUCCACUGUCAGAACCGAUAACCAUCCUGUCGACAGCAAUCCCGUUGCCAGUCAGUCCUCGUGCACCACCAGUUGAAAGGACUGCAACGGCUCAAGUGGACAAGGAGGUCGCCGAGGAAGCCGACGACGAGGGCACGACGAAUAACGUGCAGAAGCUGCGUCAAGAAAUCGCCGACACUCGUCGCCGCAACCGCCUUCUCCAAGUGCAAGUCAAAUCCAUGGAAGCGUCGCAGAAGAAAUCGCAUGCGUCCGUGCUGCGUCGCAUCAGUUGCUCGGAAUUGAAACUCCGCGCCGUCCAUUCCGGCCUGGCUAGGCAAUUUGAUCAUGUUAUGACCCAGUGUCAAGUCGUGACUGCUCGGCAGGAAGCCAUCCCCCCACCCAACGAGCUACGAAAGCCGAGGCCCCCCCGCCGCCACCUGUCUCUGCGAGCCAACUCCGCGACCUCCAUCAAGUCCGAGGCGCCUGGUUUUUCCAAGCCAGCAAAGCCCCCCGCACCCAAGAAACCAAAGCGUUUGGUCAACCCAUCGUACCACGAAAAUAACGGCAACCAUGAGCCUCGUCGCCCGUUGUGGGAUGUCCACAACAGCAGUCCCAUGGCAGCUAUUUCCAACAACGGGUGCGAUGUCAUCACGAUGCGAAGGGGAUGGACAGUAGCCAUGGCUAAACAUGCAAGUCAGUGUUUUUCAGUUCGAGUGACGCACCCGUCGUCGAAAUCAAACGUCACGGUGGCCAUAGGACUGACCCGCAACCGCCUCUUGGGGCAGCAGGCGCCAUCCCCUGCCCGUACGUCGUCCCCCCCCCUCGACUUCGCCUUUCACAUGUCGGGGUGGUUUCUCGACUUCCACUCGGGCCGCGUGUCCAGCUUGGAUGGCGACGACAACUCGCCGUAUUGCACCGGGUUUACCUCGAAAGCCGUCGUAACCGUGCAGAUCAAGCAUGGCGCCUUAAGUUACUUCAAGAACGGCCGACACUUGGGCAUCGCCAAGUCGGGGCUUCCAAACAUUCCACUGUAUCCUGUGAUGGUGUCGUACAACCGAGGGGUUCGCGUGGAGUUUGUUGACGCGUGGUACGAGGUAGCCCUGUAG
Aphanomyces astaci is the source of this 1152-nucleotide messenger RNA. RefSeq lists its product as hypothetical. The record is from RefSeq and is a predicted model, not a curated record. The transcript has a single exon. The coding region runs from base 1 to 1152 and encodes 383 amino acids. NCBI's taxonomy places the organism in Eukaryota, Oomycota, Saprolegniomycetes, Saprolegniales, Verrucalvaceae.